AUGUCGUCGGAACAUGGACUUCAUGUCAUGCUUAGUUAUCAUUGGGAUAAUAAAGAACUGGUUUCAAAGGUUUAUAAAGUACUGAAAUCACGCGGUAUACCUGUGUGGAUGGAUAUUCAUGGAGGAAUCAGUUUUAAUCUAUUUCAAAGUAUGGCAGAUGGAGUCGAAAAUGCCGCUGUUGUUUAUAAAGUACUGAAAUCACGCGGUAUACCUGUGUGGAUGGAUAUUCAUGGAGGAAUCAGUUUUAAUCUAUUUCAAAGUAUGGCAGAUGGAGUUGAAAAUGCCGCUGUUGUUUGCUGUUUUAUGACACAACAGUAUCAAAAUUCACGUAAUUGUGAAAAAGAAUUACUAUAUGCGGAAAGAAGACGAGUUUCUAUCAUUCCAUGUCGAUUAACUCGUGGCUGGGAACCGUCCACUUGGCUUGGACUUGUUACUGCUGGACUAGUAUGGAUCGAUUUUCGUGAAACAACGGACGCUAAUGUGGAUGUUAAAAUUGAUAAAUUAAUUGAUCAGAUUCGAAUCGUUGCUGGAAAACAAAUGAGUUGUUUCUUGCCAGAGACACCCAGUAUCGCACAAUUACCUGCGAUAAAUACCACCACUUCUUCAAAUGCACUCUAUCCUAUUCUUCCAGUAUCCAUUGAUGUGCCAAAACCAAAUACAUCUGAUGUACAUAAUCUUGUGCGUGCUUCAUCGAUUGAUUCGACAAAACGAUCGAAUACUUUAACGUCUCGUCAGCAUCAGAGUGUCGAUCACACGACUUUGGUACAACCGACACCACCACCUGUGCCUCCACGACCGGACAAAUCUUUACUUCGUGAUCGAUUAUUACAAAUGGAUGAAAAGAAGAAUUUGAAUGAAACUGAGUGUUGUUCUGAUGAGAAAAAAGAGAACAGUGUACCGUUAUCGGGUGGAAAGCCAGAUAUUUGUGAAGUGUCCAUACAAAAUCAAGCAAAUGCACGUUCAAUACCUGACGUAUUGGAUGUGUCUCCUACAAUCGUUGCUGAUGAGAAAAGACGUACGGGCACCGUCAUUGAUUAUUCAAAAUUUCGUCGUCCGCCACGGAUUAUUGGUGAUGAUAACGAUGAGAUCUCUCUUUCCUGUCCAUCAGGAGUUGCUGUAUCAAAGACGGGCCUUAUCUAUGUAGCUGACCAGCAGAAUCAAUGUGUGAAAGUCAUUCCAUUAUUAGGAAGCAGAAAGCAAAUUUUAUCACGUCCAUUUAAUCGACCGAAAGGUGUUCAUGUUGACGAACUUGGUCGUGUUCUUGUUACCGAGCAUAAUCGUUUGCUCAUACUCGAUAAUGAGCUCAAUCUACUCAAAGCCAUUGGAGAUCACGGUUCGAAGCCGGGUGAAUUCAAUGUACCGUGUGACUACAGAUUCGUCAUCGAAUAUUUACNAGGUGUUCAUGUUGACGAACUUGGUCGUGUUCUUGUUACCGAGCAUAAUCGUUUGCUCAUACUCGAUAAUGAGCUCAAUCUACUCAAAGCCAUUGGAGAUCACGGUUCGAAGCCGGGUGAAUUCAAUGUACCGUGGGGUGUGACUACAGAUUCGUCAUCGAAUAUUUACAUAUGCGACCAAAUGAAUAAUCGCAUACAAAAAUUAGACACGGAUGGACGAUUCCUACUUGAAUGGGGUUAUGAAGGUGAACAUGCUGGUCAAUUUUACUAUCCACAUUUUAUCUCUGUAUCAGGCAAUCGUGUAGCUGUUUCCGAUCAAUUGAAUCACCGUAUUCAAGUUUUCGAUUGUUUCGGAAAUUAUCAUUAUAAAUUAGGCGAAUCUGGCAGUGAGCCAGGUCAAUUUAAUUGCCCAUUUGGAGUUUGUAUUGACGCCAAUGGUCAUAUCAUUGUUGCUGAUCAUGACAAUAAUCGUGUACAAUUCUUCGAUGCUUAUGGUGAUGUUCAACUUGUGUUAGAUCGAGAAUCGAAUCCUCUGUUCGAUUUUCAAGGUGUUCAUGGUUUAGCAUUGACGCAUGACGGAGGACUAUUGAUUACAGAUUAUAAACGCAAUGGAAAACACCGUCUAUUUAUUUUUGCAUAG
Molecule: messenger RNA, 2034 nt
Organism: Adineta ricciae
Lineage: Eukaryota; Metazoa; Rotifera; Eurotatoria; Adinetida; Adinetidae
Source: the annotation of a GenBank genome assembly